Molecule: messenger RNA, 2997 nt
Organism: Cylindrotheca closterium
Lineage: Eukaryota; Bacillariophyta; Bacillariophyceae; Bacillariales; Bacillariaceae
Source: the annotation of a GenBank genome assembly
AUGGCGACACUCUAUAUCUUGUACGGAUCUGCCACUGGAAAUGCCGAAGGGAUGAGUUUGGACUUGGCCGAGAAGACUUUGCCUGCUCAUUUUUCUUCCGUGGUUUGCCAGCCAUUAGACAGCUUUAAGAAAUACACCUCCGAAUGGUUCAAGCCACCUACGCACGGGAAGAAACAUGGUCUGAUCUUGAUUUCGUCCACUACAGGCAACGGGGACGCACCUGAAAAUGCCAGUCGGUUCAUCAGAUACAUCAAACGCAAGCAAACAAUUGAGUCCAAGCCCUUUGAACACUGCGUUUUCAGCGUAUUAGGUUUGGGCGAUACAAACUACGAUCAAUUCUGUAAUAUCGGAAAGAUUUUAGAUAAAAAAAUGGUCGAAGUUGGCGCCAUUCGUGCCAAACCUUUGGUAUGUGCUGACGAAGCCACGGGUUUGGAGGAAAGUGUAGAUCCAUUUUUGGAACAAGUUUUCGCAGAUAUUGAACGAGCUUGUAUCAAAGGAGAUGCUUCUUUUGCCACCAUGGGUGAAAUGAAAAAGAGUCAAGAAGCAGCACCACUGCCAACCAAAGCACUCGCUCCCGUGGCACCGGCACCCAUUCCAGCAACGACCGCUCCAGCUGCACCGAAAGAAAGUUCUCAUGUACCACUGCCUCCCGAAAAGGCGGAUUCUCCUCUUAUUAUUCUCUAUGGAUCCGCUACCGGAAAUGCAGAAUCCAUUGCGAAAGAUCUCGCAGAGACUUACGAGGGUAUUCUCAGUAACCCCGAUGCCAAAACCUAUUUUCCUUCCGUCGUUUGUAUGGAGGCCGAUCAAUUCAAGAAGAAGUGUCUCCCUACCUGGGAAACCAAUCCACCGGCUGGAACCAAACACGGGUUGAUUCUAGUGGCGUCCACCACGGGCAAUGGAGAUGCACCAGAAAAUUGUGGCCGAUUUGUCAGAUUUCUAAAGCGCAAAUCGAAUCUUGAAGCCCAGCCCUUGCGCAAUGUUGGAUUUGCCGUCCUGGGAUUGGGUGAUACCAAUUACGAUCAAUUCUGUCAUACGGGUAAAACUAUGGACAAGAAACUGGUGGAGUUGGGAGGAACCCGAGCCAUGGCAUUGGCUUGUGCAGAUGAAGCCACCGGUUUAGAGGACGUGGUGGAGCCAUGGACCCACAAGGUUCUCUUGGAAAUUACAAACACUUGUCGAGGAAGCGGGGCUGCUGCUGGUGCAAAUGUCACGGUAAAGGCAGCAUUCGAAAAUAUGCCACACACCUCGGUUUCACAGGAAUCGAACGAGGAGGAAAAGAAAAUGGAAAUUGUCGACAUGCCUAUCAACGAAGAAGCCAUGUCCAUUGGCCUCCGCACUGUCCGAUUUAUGAUGAACAUUCAACCCGGCAUGCCCAUGGAAAAAGUCGAAUUCUCGUGGCUUCCUUCCUUGCGAGCCAGUCGAUCCUCCUGCGAAUUGCUGGAUGACGAUUGUGACCAUCAAAUGGACGAUGACGCUUCUGUUUUGAGUACUGGAUCACAGACUUACACUAUGAGUCAUCCGUACAGUGCCGAAAUCAAGGCGGCCAGGUACCUCACAACGUCGUCUAUCGAAGGAGCAUCUCGUGCGUGCGAAAAGGUCGGAGCGCAGGGACUCACAUCUAAUCAAGCUGCUAUGUCGGCUCGUGAGGCGAUCGACAGCGAGUUCCCCCUUGACGGAGACAAUGUUGAUAUCGCUGAUCGAAACGCCAAGCGCGUGAUCGAAAUGUCUUUCUCGUUGCCAGAGGAUUCUACGUUGCAAUAUCAUCCUGGGGAUGCCGUAGGACUUAUUACUACCAACUCGCCAGCUGCAGUGUCAUUUGUGCUGAGCAUGUUGAAUGAAAAACAUGGACUUCGACCUGAGCAGAAAAUUUCCAUUGAUGCGAAUCUUCCAAUUACUAUUGAACAGGCUGUCCGAGAUUGCAUGGACUUGUGUUGCGUCCUCAAGAACAAGCGCAUCCUUUACACUUUGGCGCAAUGUGCGACUGAUGACGACGAAAAGAAUGCCCUCUUCAUGUUGUCAAGUAAGACGAGGGAGGGUACAGCUGCCUUUGAUGAAUACAUUGUGAAGCAACGGCGAUCCGCUGUGGACAUUCUGCAAGAAUUCCCAUCCUUGCAGAAUAUUACCUUGGAGGGCCUCCUCGGCGUGCUCCCCCCUAUUGCACCACGAUACUACUCAAUUUCGUCGAGUCCGCUCGAUAAAGAGCGUGGUAAAUCUUGCCUGACAGUGGCAUUCUCCGUCGUCGACUAUCUUACACCAUCGCUAGUGGUUGAUAACAAAGAAGUGGGCAAGAGAAGGGUACAAGGGGUUACCACUGGUUAUUUGGAAACCGUUUGUGCUCCCUUUUUGUGCAACUCUGGAAAACCAGUGGAAGUUCCAGAAAUAAAAAUGUUCCCAAAGCCAACCGCUGAAUUCCGCAUGCCUGCAGACCUUUCGAAACCCAUAGUCUUGAUUGGCCCUGGAACAGGUAUUGCUCCCUUUAUGGGAUUCCUUUCGCAUCGUCAUGUACUGGAAAAGUCCAUGGAUUCCUCGUCUACGCCAACCAAUGAGACUUCUUACCCGAUGGAAGAAGAAGACGGGAGUAAUGGUGUUACGCAUUUCCGCAGUCUACCACAUGUUGGGGAGGUUGACGUGUUCUUCGGCUGCAGACAUGCCGAACACGAUUGGUUGUACAAAGAAGAGCUCCAAUCUUUGCACCAAGGUGGGAUUAUUGCCAACCUUUAUACUGCUUUCUCUCGCGAUAACGGCAAAAAGGAAUACGUCCAAGAUGUCAUGACCAACAAUUUCGUUUGCCGAAAAAGACUCGUUGAUCUAAUCUUGAAGCAAUCGGCAUGUGUAUACAUAUGUGGAGACGGCAAUCGUAUGGCUCGUGAUGUGCAAGUAGCCUUGGCGACGAUUCUUGCUGCCGAAAUUGAAGGUGACAAGUCUGUCGAUAGUGGUAUGGCGCUUGUUCAAGAUUUGAAACAACAGGGUAGAUUGGUUCUGGAUAUUUGGAGCUAG